Messenger RNA from Musa acuminata AAA Group (dessert banana), 1377 nucleotides. RefSeq names its product plasmodesmata-located protein 6-like. The transcript is spliced from 3 exons. NCBI's taxonomy places the organism in Eukaryota, Viridiplantae, Streptophyta, Magnoliopsida, Zingiberales, Musaceae. The record is from RefSeq and is a predicted model, not a curated record. Bases 29 to 1081 code for a protein of 350 amino acids. Gene Ontology annotation, cellular component: plasmodesma.
ACUCAAUCUCAUCUCUUCUCUUUUAUCAAUGAUGUCGCAGAAUAUUCACCUCCCUCUUCCUCUUCUUGUUCUUAAAUGCCCCACCACACUCAAUUCACUGCCUCUCUCACUCCUCGACGACUAUAUCUGCUUACUACAUCCAACCUCUCUCUCUCUCUCUCUCUCUCUCUCUCCCUCUCAUCAUUCCACUGCUAUCUACAAGAAACAAGAACAACAAAGAAAGAAAGAACAAGACAAGCAGGAAAUGACUGAACUGUUGCUUAUCUUUCUGUUCGCUUGCGUUGCUUCACCGUCAGCGUCGGCCUCCGACGGCUACACCGACUUCGUCUACGCCGGAUGCUCGCAGCCCAAGUGCACUCCGGGCUCACCCUACCAAUUCAACGUCGAGUCCCUCCUCGCCUCUCUCGCCAACGCCGCUGCUUACUCCUCCUACGCCAACUUCACCUCUACCGCCGCUGCCUCCUCCUCCCCGGCCUACGGUCUCUUCCAGUGCCGCGGAGACCUCCCCUUCUCCGACUGCCACUCCUGCGUCCGCUCCGCCCUCUCCCAGCUCUCCUCCCUCUGCCCCUCGGCCGCCGGCGCUGCCAUCCAGUUCAGGGGCUGCUUCCUCCGCUACGGCAACGACUCCUUCCUCGGCAAGGCCGACACCAGCGUCCUCUACAAGAAGUGCGGCCCCCCCGCCGGCGGAGGAUACAACUCCGACAUGCUCGGCAUGCGCGACGCCGCGCUCGCCGACCUGACGUCGGACUCUGCCCGGGGGAGCUACAGGAUCGGCGCCGCGGGGUACGUGCAGGCGGUGGCUCAGUGCGUCGGCGACCAGAGCGCAAAGCACUGCGAGGACUGCCUGGCAGCGGCGGUGGCGGAGCUCAGGGCCGCCUGUGGCUUUGCCGUCGCCGGCGACGCUUACCUCGGUAAGUGCUUUGCCAGGUACUGGUCCAAUGGAGUCUACACGUCCAAGACCGAUCACGAUGAUGAGGCUGGGAAAACACUGGCAAUUAUCAUUGGGCUCAUAGCAGGAGUUGCUCUCAUAAUAGUCCUCCUUUCCUUCCUCAGAAAAGCUGGAAAUUAUGGUAAAUACUAAGUUGAACUGGUAAUCCUUUCUCCAAGCUUUCUUGUCUGUGCUUUCUUUUUAGCUUGUUGGGGUUCUUUUAUAAUACCAUUUCUAAAGAUGUGGGGUAGUCUCUUAAAGUGUAUGAGGGACUACAAAGAGAAAAAGUGGAUGGGAAAGGCAUGCUUUCCUUGAAAUAAGUGAAGUGGGAAAGUAUCCAACACAAAAAAAAAAAGAAGAAAAAGAUGAAAGGAGAAGAUUCCAAACACACCCCAUUCCUCAUGUUCAUGUAGCUUGAUCUUUCUAUUAUUUAUUCUUAGUUAUUGGAA